Messenger RNA from Cloeon dipterum, 1688 nucleotides. It is a transcript of the gene Stoml2, whose product is annotated as stomatin like 2. Bases 159 to 1292 code for a protein of 377 amino acids. Gene Ontology annotation, cellular component: mitochondrion; membrane. Lineage: Eukaryota; Metazoa; Arthropoda; Insecta; Ephemeroptera; Baetidae. The record is from RefSeq and is a predicted model, not a curated record. Gene Ontology annotation, biological process: mitochondrion organization. The transcript has 8 exons.
UAUUUCGUAUUCAAUAUUAUCAUACCACGGUCACGAUUGGCACCGGCUAGAGAUUUCGCUCAAAUUAAUUUUUGGUUUUCAAGACAGCUUGAUCCUGGAAAGUGGAGCACUGCAAUACACAAUUAGACUCGUCGACUUAAUAUUUUUCUUCUAUUGAAAUGGCACUCUUAGCUUCUUCGAGGUUGGUGAUGCUUGGAGUGAGGAAUGCUGCUCAUCCUGUUGCAAGGAUCAACGUGCCUAAGCAAAACUUGAGAUCAUCCUUAAUUUACAAUGGAGUUCAAGUCAGGUGUAAGGGAUACGCGCCAAUCAAUCUGGGAGUGAUGUUUGUUCCUGAGCAAGAGGCUUGGAUUGUCGAGAGGUUUGGAAAGUUUCACAGGAUUCUCCAACCAGGCCUCAACUUCCUCAUUCCUGUCGUGGACAGAAUCAAAUACGUGCAGUCACUAAAAGAAAUCGCCAUUGACAUUCCAUCGCAGAGUGCAAUCACGUCAGACAACGUUACCUUGAGUUUGGAUGGAGUCCUCUUCCUUAGAAUUCUAGAUGCCUUCAAAGCGAGUUACGGUGUGGAAGACCCUGAAUUUUCCAUCACACAAUUAGCACAAACUACGAUGAGAUCUGAGUUGGGAAAAUUGUCUCUGGACAAAAUUUUCCACGAAAGAGAGUCACUGAACGUGUCUAUUGUGGAGUCUAUCAACAAAGCUGCACUCUCCUGGGGAAUCACUUGUCUUCGAUAUGAAAUCCGUGACAUCAUCCUGCCUGCCAGGGUGAAGGAAGCCAUGCAGAUGCAGGUGGAAGCGGAGCGGCGCAAGCGAGCUACCAUCCUUGAAUCCGAGGGAGUGCGGACAGCAGAUAUCAAUGUAGCCGAGGGCAAACGCCAGUCGCGUAUUUUGGCAUCUGAGGCCGAUAAGCAGGAGCAGAUCAACAGAGCAGCUGGUGAGGCCACAGCAAUCAUGGCUGUUGCUGAGGCUAAAGCCAAAGGCAUCAAACUCGUUGCUGAGUCUCUGAAGUCGCAGCAAGGUAACAAAGCUGCCAGCCUGACCGUGGCUAGUGAUUACGUGGACGCGUUUAGGCACUUGGCCAAAACCAACAACACAAUCAUCCUUCCGGCUAACGCAGGAGAUGUUAGCAAUGCGGUUGUUCAGGCGAUGUCCAUCUUCAAACAGUUGAAUCAAGGCAACAGUGGUGCCUCUUCAUCUGAGCUGCCUGACUUAGCGGAGUACUACAGCGAUGAUGAGGAACGAGCCCAGGCGCAGCUCAGAGCUGCCAAGAAGACUGGCAAGCCAACCAUAAAUUAGCAGGAAAAUGCUUCAAAAAAGCGAGGAAAGUGUGGACUGUUUCUAAAUAAAAAAUGUUGAGCCAUCAAAACGCGUUCGUCUCGUUGAAAAUUCAAUUUUGCAAAAUUAGUUUCUGGGCAGGAGCUGUAAAAGAGCCAUAAAUUUUAUGCCGCCGUCAAGCGCUGCAACUUGGCAGUGACACGAGCGUAGUAUGCCAUUCUCAGUCGUGACACGUCGGCCGGCUGCGUGUGCCCGCUGGCCGUUUUACGUGCGUCCGUAAAAAGACGCGGCGGCCGGGGCCCCUUGAGAGACCCAGAGAAAACAAAGCAGGAAUUGCUCCCUAGGCUGCGGCCCCGACAUGCGACGCGCGUUCAAACGGAAAGAGCAAUAAAAGCCGCUUAUUAUGGAUUUUCAGCA